AUGAAAGUGACUACAGAUAUGUCGGAAGACAUGAAGAGGGAGGCGGAAAACGUGGUCUUACAGGCAAUGGUGAGGUAUGGGGUCGAGAAGGAUAUCGCCGCUUACGUCAAGAAGGAGUUUGACAUGAAAUACUCGCCCAAUUGGCACUGUAUUGUUGGCCGCAAUUUCGGCUCAUUUGUGACCCACGAGUCCAGACAUUUCGCGUACUUUAAUUUCGAUCAUUUGGCUGUACUGUUGUGGAGGGCCGGGUAG
Molecule: messenger RNA, 252 nt
Organism: Oppiella nova
Lineage: Eukaryota; Metazoa; Arthropoda; Arachnida; Sarcoptiformes; Oppiidae
Source: the annotation of a GenBank genome assembly